This is a messenger RNA of Pteronotus mesoamericanus, 969 nucleotides long. RefSeq names its product Y-box-binding protein 1-like. The transcript has a single exon. Gene Ontology annotation, biological process: regulation of gene expression. Gene Ontology annotation, cellular component: nucleus. Gene Ontology annotation, molecular function: nucleic acid binding. Lineage: Eukaryota; Metazoa; Chordata; Mammalia; Chiroptera; Mormoopidae. The record is from RefSeq and is a predicted model, not a curated record. The annotation marks the transcript as partial.
UUUAACCAUUAUAGACGCUAUCCACGUCGCAGGGGUCCUCCACGCAAUUACCAGCAGAAUUACCAGAAUAGUGAGAGUGGGGAAAAGAAUGAGGGAUCGGAGAGUGCUCCUGAAGGCCAGGCCCAACAGCGCCGGCCCUACCGCAGGCGACGGUUCCCACCUUACUACAUGCGGAGACCCUAUGGGCGUCGACCACAAUAUUCCAGCCCUCCUGUGCAGGGAGAAGUGAUGGAGGGUGCUGACAACCCGGGUGCGGGAGAACAAGGUAGACCAGUGAGACAGAAUAUGUAUCGGGGCUACAGACCACGAUUUCGCAGGGGCCCUCCUCGCCAAAGACAGCCUAGAGAGGACGGCAAUGAAGAAGAUAAGGAAAAUCAAGGAGAUGAGACCCAAGGUCAGCAGCCACCUCAACGUCGGUACCGCCGCAACUUCAAUUACCGACGCAGACGCCCAGAAAACCCUAAACCACAAGAUGGCAAAGAGACAAAAGCAGCCGAUCCACCAGCUGAGAAUUCGUCCGCUCCCGAGGCUGAGCAGGGCGGGGCUGAGUAAAUGCCAGCUUACCAUCUCUACCAUCAUCCGGUUUAGUCAUCCAACAAGAAAUGAAUAUGAAAUUCCAGCAAUAAGAAAUGAACAAAAGAUUGGAGCUGAAGACCUUAAGUGCUUGCUUUUUGCGCGUUGACCAGAUGACUAGAACUAUCUGCAUUAUCUAUGCAGCAUGGGGUUUUUAUUAUUUUUAUCUAAAGACGUCUCUUUUUGGUAAUGACAAACGUGUUUUUUAAAAAAAAAUAAGCCUGGUUUUUCUCAAUACACCUUUAAAGGUUUUUAAAUGGUUUCAUAUCUGGUCAAGUUGAGAUUUUUAAGAACCUCAUUUUUAAUUUGUAAUAAAAGUUUACAACUUGAUUUUUUCAAAAAAGUCAACAAACUGCAAGCACUUGUUAAUAAAGGUCUUAAAUAAUAAAAAAAAAA